UUGGGCAACGGGGUCGCCAGCUCCUCGCCCACCUCCCUCCCUAUGGGAGAAAAGGAGGAGGGGAAGUGACUGCGGAGUUGAUGAACUUUGCACAUCCAGAAACGCCAUUUUGAUUCCUUUUCCGGAACAAGUUUGCAUCUCUCCUCGUUCUCUCCCCGAAGCCCACCGGUCCCCACUGCAUCAUGCCUGGGAGCCCAGCACCCUGCCGGGCCGUCAUUCCAACUCUGUGCUCCAGAAGUGGUGGCUGUGAGGUGUGACUCUGCCCACACUUGGGCCCAGUCUGUGUCAGCUCCUCAGAAGAAAGAAGACAACAGUGUAAAGGAGUGAUACCAAGAGAAGAAAAGGACUCAACAGAGUCAUUUCCUACUUCAUGUGGAUGACAGCUAUAACAAGGGACUGUCACUUGGGACAGAAAUGGAGUUCUAUAGCAGAGAGUUCUUAGAAGCAUAAAACCUCGUCCCGAUGACGUCAAAUUCACCCACUGGUUUAGAAGGCUCAGACCUGUCUUCCAUCAACACCAUGAUGUCGGCAGUGAUGAGCGUAGCGAAUGUUACUGAGAAUGGUGGGAGCCCCCAGGACAUCAAGUCCCCCAUGAAGCCUCCAGGACCAAAUCGGAUUGGCAGAAGGAACCAGGAGACGAAAGAGGAGAAGUCUUCCUACAGCUGCCCCCUAUGUGAAAAGAUUUGCACCACCCAGCACCAGCUGACCAUGCACAUCCGUCAGCACAACACGGACACUGGAGGAGCUGACCACUCAUGCAGCAUCUGUAAGAAGUCACUGAGCUCUGCCAGUUCCCUGGAUCGCCACAUGCUGGUGCACUCCGGCGAAAGGCCUUACAAGUGUACCGUGUGUGGUCAGUCUUUCACCACCAACGGGAACAUGCACAGACAUAUGAAGAUUCAUGAGAAGGACACCAGCAGUGCUACAGCUGCAGCCCCUCCGUCCCCUCUGAAGCGUAGGCGGUUGUCCUCCAAAAGGAAACUGAGUCACGAUGCUGAGUCCGAGAGAGAAGACCAAGCACCAGCUAAAAAGAUGGUAGAAGAUGGGCAGUCGGGCGAUUUGGAGAAGAUGGCUGAAGAAGUCUUUCACUGCCCAGUGUGCUUCAAGGAGUUUGUUUGCAAAUAUGGACUGGAGACCCACAUGGAGACUCACUCAGAUAACCCAUUAAGAUGUGACAUCUGCUGUGUGACUUUCCGCACACACCGAGGGCUGCUGCGCCACAAUGCCCUUGUCCACAAGCAGCUUCCCAGAGACGCCAUGGGAAGACCUUUCAUCCAGAACAACCCUUCGAUUCCUGCUGGCUUCCAUGACUUAGGAUUUACUGACUUCUCCUGUAGGAAGUUUCCUCGAAUUUCUCAGGCCUGGUGUGAAACAAACCUGCGGAGGUGCAUCAGCGAGCAGCACCGGUUCGUGUGCGACACCUGCGACAAGGCAUUCCCCAUGCUGUCUUCACUCAUCCUGCACAGGCAGACCCACAUCGCCGCUGAUCAGGGCCGGGAAAAGCUCCAGACCAAGACCCCGGCUGAUGAUACCGAGGACCAGAAGGUCUUCCUGGCCCUGCUGGGCCUGCAGCACACCAAAGACAUCAGGCCUGCACCUCCUGAGGAACCCCUGCCGGACGACAACCAAGCAAUACAGCUCCAGACACUCAAGUGUCAGCUACCUCAGGACCCUGGCUGCACCAACGUGCUGAGUCUGUCCCCUUUUGAAGCUGCUUCUUUAGGUGGUUCUCUGACGGUCCUCCCAGCUACCAAGGAGGGCAUGAAGCAUCUGUCCCUGCAGCCCUUCCAAAAGGGCUUCAUCAUCCAGCCGGACAGCAGCAUUGUGGUAAAGCCUAUUUCAGGAGAGUCAGCCAUUGAGCUAGCAGACAUCCAACAGAUUCUAAAGAUGGCAGCUUCAGCUCCUCCACAAAUCAGUCUUCCGCCACUUUCCAAGGCUCCGGCCACACCCCUUCAGGCCAUUUUCAAGCACAUGCCUCCCUUGAAGCCAAAGCCCCUGGUCACACCUCGGACCGUGGUAGCCACCUCUACACCCCCACCUCUCAUCAAUGCACAGCAGGCGUCCCCAGGGUGUAUCAGCCCUAGCCUUCCUCCACAGUCCCUGAAGUUCCUCAGGGGCUCCGUCGAGGCAGCCUCCAAUGCUCAUCUGCUCCAGUCUAAGUCUGGGGUCCAGCCAAACACCACCACACAGCUCUUCCUGCAGCAGCCUGGCGUGGAGUUGCCAGGCCAGCCUGAGAUGAAGACGCAGCUGGAACAGGACAGCAUCAUCGAGGCCCUGCUGCCCCUAAACAUGGAGGCAAAGAUCAAGCAGGAGAUAACAGAGGGUGACCUCAAGGCCAUCAUGACAGGCCCCAGUGGCAAGAAGACCCCUGCCAUGCGCAAGGCGCUCUACCCCUGCCGCUUUUGUAACCAGGUGUUCGCUUUCUCUGGAGUUCUGCGCGCCCACGUUCGCUCCCAUCUGGGCAUCUCACCCUACCAGUGCAACAUCUGCAACUACACUGCUGCGGACAAAGCCGCUCUUAUCCGCCACCUUCGCACACACAGCGGGGAAAGGCCUUACGUCUGCAAGAUCUGCUGCUACCCAUUCACAGUCAAAGCCAACUGUGAGCGGCACCUGCGCAAGAAGCACCUCAAGGCCACCCGGAAGGACAUCGAAAAGAACAUAGAGUACGUGAGCAGCAGCGCAGCGAAGCUGGUGGAUGCCUUCUGCUCCCCGGAGACGGUGUGCCGGCUGUGCGGUGUGGAUCUGAAGCACUACCGAGCGCUGCGCAUUCACAUGCGUACACACUGCAGCCGAGGCCUGGGUGGCUGCCCCAAAGGCCGCAAACCUUUCGAGUGCAAAGAAUGCAAUGCCACCUUUGCGGCCAAGCGCAACUGUGUCCAUCACAUCCUCAAGCAACACCUGCACGUGCCCGAGCAUGACAUCGAGAGCUAUGUGGUUGCCACAAAUGGUGGCCUUGCCCCCACAGACGCGCCCACAGAGGCCUCUGCCAGAGGAGAAGAAGGCAACUGCAUUGCUUUUGGAGAGUGCAAGCCCCUCCCCACUUUCCUGGAGCCCCAAAAUGGCUUUCUUCACACGAGCCCCACCCAGCCCCUGCCUUCCCACAUCUCUGUCAAGCUGGAGCCAGCCAGCAGCUUUGCGAUGGACUUCAACGAACCCCUUGACUUUUCACAGAAGGGCCUGGCGCUGGUCCAAGUGAAGCAGGAAAAUGUGUCCUCCUUGCUGACCUCUUCCUCCUCUGCCCUCUACGACUGCUCUAUGGAGCCCAUUGACCUAUCCAUCCCCAAGAGCAUAAAGAAAGGAGACAAGGACACAGUUGUUCCCAGUGACGCCAAGAAACCAGAACCAGAAUCUGGGAAAGCUGAGCAGCAAUCUCCCUGCCCACCACCCUGCCCUACCUUGUCAGUGACUAUGGAGCCCAGAGGGAGCUUGGAAAACCCCACAGGUACUGUGGUGGCCGUCACCACAGCUGCCAACCUGGAACCCCACACUCAGCCCCUCCAGGGCUCUGUGCAGCUGGCCGUUCCCAUCUAUUCCUCAGCUCUCAUCAGCAGUCCUACCCUCCUGGGCAACUCUGCCCUCUUGAACAACCCUGCCUUGCUUCGGCCAUUGCGGCCAAAACCUCCCCUCCUCUUGCCAAAGCCCCCCAUGACAGAGGAGCUGCCUCCACUGGCUUCCAUUGCCCAGAUCAUCUCAUCUGUGUCCUCAGCCCCUACUCUGCUGAAAACGAAGGUAGCUGACCCUGGGCCAUCGAUCACCAGCAGUAACACUGUGGCCACAGACAGCUCAGGAAGCUCCAUCCCCAAAGCUGUCACUACCCACACUGACGUCACAAGCCCUAAAGAAUCCAGUGACCCACCCCCUACGGCCAGCAGCCCAGAGGAAGCCUUGCCUACUGAGCAAGGACCCUCUAGCUCAUCCAGGAAGAGGGGUAGGAAAAGGGGAAUGAGAAGCCAGCCCCUCACCACCAGCAGUGGUGUGGACCUGGACUCCAGUGGAGAGUUUGCUAGUAUCGAGAAGAUGCUAGCCACCACAGAUACCAACAAGUUCAGUCCAUUUCUGCAGACUGCAGAGGACGAUACUCAGGAUGAGGUGUCUGGAGCCCCUGCAGAGCACCCUGGACCCAGUGAUGAGGAGCAGGGUGGCCCUGCUGAAGACAGGCUGCUGAGAGCAAAGCGGAACUCCUAUGCCAACUGCCUGCAGAAGAUCAACUGUCCCCACUGUCCCCGGGUCUUCCCUUGGGCCAGCUCCCUCCAGAGGCACAUGCUCACACACACUGGUCAGAAACCCUUCCCUUGUCAAAAAUGCGAUGCCUUCUUUUCUACCAAAUCUAACUGUGAACGCCACCAGUUGCGCAAACACGGAGUUACCACCUGCUCCCUAAGAAGAAACGGGCUUAUUCCCCCCAAAGAGGGUGAUGUUGGAUCCCAUGAUAGCACAGACAGCCAGUCAGACACAGACACAUUGACCACCCCAGCUGAGGUGCUGGAUCUCACAGCACGGGAGAAGGAGCAGCCGCCAGCAGAGGGAGCCGUGGAGCUCAGCCCAGCUACCCAGGACCUCACUGUUCCAGAGGCCAAAGCAGAGGCAGCCCCUCCUGAGAAGGAGGAAGAAAAGGGGACAGAGGAGAACCCAGAGCCAGAGGAAGAGUGUGGCUUGGGAGAGGGCACCAGGGAUGCCGAUGCCCUGGAGGAAGACACAGCCAGCAACCAGAGCCUGGAUCUGGACUUUGCCAGCAAGCUGAUGGACUUCAAGCUGGCCGAGAGCGAGGCAGGCACCAUGGACAGCCAAGGCACAGCCCAGCAGGACCAGAAGCAUACCUGUGAUACCUGUGGAAAGAACUUCAAGUUCCUGGGCACCCUAAGCCGCCACAGGAGGGCACACAGCUGCCAGCAGCCCAAGGAGGAGAUGGAGGAGCCUUUGCCGGAGAACGAGAGCGCAGGCAGAGCAGCCGAGGGGUCCUCGCCUUCCCCCGAGCCUGAGGAGAAGCCUGCCGAAUCCCCAGCGAUAGAUCCAACCCCAGGAACCAGGGAGGCCUCAGUGGAGAAGCAGAAUGAAGAGACAGAGGGUCCCUCCGAUGGGGAGGGCACAACGGAGAAGAGGGGUGACGGCAGCGACAAGAGACCAAAGACGGACUCCCCCAAAAGCAUGGCCAGUAAGGCGGACAAGAGGAAGAAGGUCUGCAGUGUGUGCAACAAGCGCUUCUGGUCCCUGCAGGACCUCACUCGGCACAUGAGGUCACACACAGGGGAAAGGCCGUACAAGUGUCAGACUUGUGAGAGAACCUUCACCUUGAAGCACAGCCUCGUUCGACACCAGCGGAUCCACCAGAAAGCCAGGCACAGCAAGCACCAUGGGAAAGACAGUGACAAGGACGAGCGGGCUGAGGAGGACAGUGAGGACGAGUCCACCCACAGUGCUAACAACCCUGUCUCAGAGAACGAGGCCGACGCAGCUCCGAGUACCAGCAACCACGUGGCCAUCACCAGGAGCCGGAAAGAGAACUUGGCCAGUUCGGGGAAGGAUUGUAGCCAGGAGGAGAGGGCUGCACCAGAACGGGCAGCUGAGCCUGGCCACAGCACCCCUAAGGAGCAGGCGUCUCCAGGUGAAACAGACCCCGAAAGCCCAGCAGCCCUCGUGCAGGACUUGUUGGAGCUGUGCGCCAAGAGGCCCGCUCCCAUCCUGGCAGCCCCCGACAGUGCCUCGCAGCUCCUGGGGGUGGAGUGACAGCUUGUCCCGUCCCCAUCAGCACACAGACAAAGCUAGCAGAGCCUCCCCAGUAGAGAUUUCACAAGAUUUUCUCAGUGUCCUUCAGCUGUCUGGAGAGAG
Peromyscus eremicus (cactus mouse) is the source of this 5829-nucleotide messenger RNA. RefSeq names its product ras responsive element binding protein 1 (gene Rreb1). The record is from RefSeq and is a predicted model, not a curated record. Gene Ontology annotation, cellular component: nucleus. Gene Ontology annotation, molecular function: DNA-binding transcription activator activity, RNA polymerase II-specific; RNA polymerase II cis-regulatory region sequence-specific DNA binding. The transcript is spliced from 13 exons. Bases 463 to 5727 code for a protein of 1754 amino acids. Lineage: Eukaryota; Metazoa; Chordata; Mammalia; Rodentia; Cricetidae. Gene Ontology annotation, biological process: regulation of transcription by RNA polymerase II.